CCCCCUCCUUUCCCCAAGGUCUCACCCCCAACUCAGCCACUAUAAAAAGUGUGCUCUCCCUACACUUGUUCAGUCCCUCCAAAGACCAACACCACCAGACCACCAUAAUGAAGUUUGUGGCUCUUGCUCUUGCGCUCCUGCUGGCCGUUGGCUCCCAGGCGGCCUCCCUGCAGGCUGAUGCAAGCAGCCCUUCUGAGCUGGAACACGUCAGGUCCGUUGUCGGUAUCUACCUGGGCCAGGUGAAGCAAAGCGCCCUCAGACUCUUGAACCACCUCGAUGGAACUGAGUAUGAGGCGUAUAAGUCAAAGCUGUCUGGAAGACUGGACGACCUGCAGAACCAGCUCCAGACUGCCCAGGCUGUCGCCGCCCCUUACACCGACGCCGUCUUUACACAGAUGAAGGAUGCCACUGCUGCCGUGCGUGAGUCCAUCAUGGCCGACUUUGAAAGUCUGCGCAAAGAGUUGGAGCCCCAGCGUACUAAACUGAGAGAGGUUGUUGAUGGGCACAUAGUGGAGUACCGCAAGAAGCUGGAGCCCAUCUACACCGAGUACUCAGAAAGUCACAGACAAGAGAUUGAAAGGCUGAGGUCCAAAGUUGAGCCCAUGAUGGAUGAGCUGCGCGCCAAAGUAGCCCAGAACGUGGAGGAGACCAAGAAUGCGCUGAUGCCCAUGGUGGAGACUGUGCGUGCCAAGGUGACUGAGCGCCUGGAGGUCCUGAGGGGAGAGGUUGCCCCCUAUAUGACCGAGUACAAGGACCACCUGACCGGUGUUUUCAAUCAGCUAAAGAAUGAAGGUGGCAACCUGGACAUCGAAACCAUCAAGACCGAGAUGGCCCCCCGCAUGACUGCCCUGAAGGAGAAGGCUGAUAUCCUGGUCGAGGAGGUCAAGACUCAGCUCUUAGCUAUGUACGAGUCCAUCUCCGCCAAUUUCAACAAGAACUAAACCCUCGUAAUGCUCUUCCUUCAACUAACCUCACUGUACUCCCCCACCGUUCAACCCUUAUGUCCAUUCUCUUUCUUUAACACACACACACACACACACGCACGCACGCACACACACACACACACACACACACACACACACACACACACACACACCACCUCUCAUCAUUGAAACCAUUGCCUAGCUGAUGCACUUUCUCUGCAACGCAAUGGCAGGACUCUUGCUCGCUCUCACGCACAGGCCAUACUUCAUGCGCAUGCUCAUGCACAUGCACGUGCACAUGCACAUGCAAGCAAAGAUGUACAUGGACACAUACAUACUCAACACACACUUGUGCUCUACCAUUCACAUGCUAUUACCAACUAAUCAUGUUUUGUGUAGGUAUUGUAUGUGAAUGCUGCCUGAAAGUAUAUAAAGUGCCUGAAACUGUGUCAUGCUGCUUGUCUGAUGGAAACUGUGCUUCAAAGAAAACAGCGCAAUAAACAUCUGUUUCAUAUAACCCUA
Molecule: messenger RNA, 1445 nt
Organism: Lampris incognitus (smalleye Pacific opah)
Lineage: Eukaryota; Metazoa; Chordata; Actinopteri; Lampriformes; Lampridae
Gene: apoa1b
Product: apolipoprotein A-Ib
Exons: 4
Coding region: 108-941 (277 amino acids)
Biological process (GO): lipoprotein metabolic process; lipid transport
Cellular component (GO): extracellular region
Molecular function (GO): lipid binding
Source: RefSeq, a predicted model, not a curated record